Molecule: messenger RNA, 1194 nt
Organism: Psylliodes chrysocephalus
Lineage: Eukaryota; Metazoa; Arthropoda; Insecta; Coleoptera; Chrysomelidae
Source: the annotation of a GenBank genome assembly
AUGGUUAGAAUUACUGAACAACUAAUAAGAAAACGUGCCGAACACAACGAAUGCAUAAUAGGAACCUUAGAAGAAUUAUCGCUACAUCAAGAAAAUAUAGAUAAAAUAGAAAAUAUCAACAAUUGGUGCAAAGAGAUACAGAUAUUGUAUCUGCAAGCUAACGUUAUAUCUAAAAUAGAGAAUUUAAACAAAUUGAAAAAGAUGCAAUAUCUUAAUUUGGCCGUUAACAAUAUAGAGAAGAUUGAGAAUUUGGAAAGGUGCGAGUCUUUAGCAAAAUUAGAUUUAACAUUAAAUUUCAUAGGUGACUUAGAAAGUGUAUGUUCCUUGAAAGACAAUUUAUAUUUAAAAGACCUUUAUCUGACCGGCAACCCUUGUACCGACUAUAAUGGAUACAGACAAUACGUUAUUGCAAAGUUGCCACAAUUGAAGACGCUCGAUUCCAAAGAAAUUACAAUAAGCGAUAGAAUAAAAGCCCAACAGAAGAUUGCAGAAUUAGAAAGAACAAUUAGAAAACAACAAUUAAAAUAUCAGACAUUUAGAGAAGCGCAGAAAGAACGGAUUUCUCGAGUGGAUACCUCGAAUAUACCUGAUGAAGAAUUUUGGCAAAUGACCAGCGAAAACUCUCCCGAAACGAGAACUGAAAUUUGUAGUCGACAGAAAAAGAAUGAAAGGAAUUCUACAGAUACAUGCGAAGACAAACCAAAAAAACCUAUUUCGCUGUUUCAUAAAAGUGGCAGACCAUUAAACAUUAACCAAGCCAAACUGAAAUUUUUGUUCAAAGACGACGAUCCCAAACAGUAUGUCUUGGAAGUUGAAAUAUACAAAUAUAUGGAUUCGAAUCUAAUCGAUGUCGAUCUACAGCCUAUUUACGUUAAAGUCAAUAUUAAAAAUAAAAUUUUCCAAUUCGUUUUUCCCGAAGAGAUCGUCGUCGAUAAAAGUAUUGCGCAAAGGUCUCAAAUUACUGGUCAUUUGGUUUUGAAAUUGCCCAAAGCGAAUUAUAAGGAGCCUCUUGGUAAAAAGGAUAUUAAAAAUGAUAAAAUCGAGAAGAACCCGGAGAAAGAGAGGAAGGAACGAGAGUAUUUAGAAGUGGAAGAGAAAAAGGAUGAUAUGGAUUUUAGUAAAAUUGUUGAGAAUAGUAACAAAGUUAAAGAUCUGUGCUCAAAUUCGGAUAUUCCGCCUUUAGAGUAUGCUUGA